UCAAUGUAUGUUGCUGUCGUUAAAACAAACUUUUAGUUUUUGAAACUUCUUCAUAAUGUUAUUAGACUCAGACAGUUGGUUUAUAUUCAUCCAUCCAUCCACCGUCAUCCGCUUAUUAUUUAACGUUAUUUAUUAUUUAUUUAUUUCGUUUCCCCUGCGGUCGUUUCCUCGUCGCCAUAGUAACCCGGGUGUUGCUAUGGCUGCCAGCCGCUUCUUCAAACACGUCACUUCUUAUUAAAAACAUAUCGAUCUUCCUCCUUCAGUUAUUGACAGCUGAUCGACGGACGGCUCCGCGUGAGCUUCACCUGUAACCUGUGUGUUUCUGUCUCUUCAGACCCUGUCCAGGUGAGGUCUCCUCCUGCAGGUCCAACAUGGCGUCUGAUGCGUCUCCUUCAGGUGACGGCGAGGUUAAGGUGAGGAGGAGGAGCGAGGAGAGGAGGAGCGAAGAAAGAAGGAGCGAAGAGAGGAGGAGCGAGGAGAGGAAGGAGGUUCAGGAAGCGGGCAUCGAGGAGUUAACGUCUGCCGGUCACAGAGCGCUGCAGGAGGGGCGGACGGAGGACGCUUUGACCUGCUUCAACCACGCACUGAAGGCUGCAGGACAGCUGCAGGACUCGCGGGUCCUCCGGGCCUGUUCUUUUAACCUCGGUGCAGCCUAUGUGGAGGCGGGCCGGCCUCAGAAAGGUCUGGACCUCCUGCGUCUGGCUCAGUCUGGUCCGAAGGCCGACCGGCUCCCGGACCUCCAGUUCAACCUGGCCCUGGCCCACAAUGAACUGGGCCAGAACCAACAGGCCGCCGCCUACUUCCUGCAGGCCGCUCAGCUGUACCGGUCACAGGGAGACGGAGGCAGCGAGGGGGACGCCUGCAUGGAGCUGAGCCGCUGCUACAGCAGAGUACAGGUCAGAACCGGAACCAGGAACAGAACCUGAACCAGAACUAGGGACAGAUCCUGAACCUGGAUUAGGUCCAGGUGUGGGACCAUAAUUUACUAAAUGAACAUCAUGCUGUGCUGAAGACUUGAAACUAGCGACUGAGACCAUAAACUCAUCAGGAAAGAGUUUACUGAGGGAAUAAAUCAGCUGAGAAGUAGAAA
Messenger RNA from Micropterus dolomieu (smallmouth bass), 1090 nucleotides. Its product is annotated as tetratricopeptide repeat protein 24-like. NCBI's taxonomy places the organism in Eukaryota, Metazoa, Chordata, Actinopteri, Centrarchiformes, Centrarchidae. Gene Ontology annotation, molecular function: protein binding. The record is from RefSeq and is a predicted model, not a curated record. The coding region runs from base 372 to 926 and encodes 184 amino acids. The transcript is spliced from 3 exons.